This is a messenger RNA of Hippocampus comes (tiger tail seahorse), 521 nucleotides long. RefSeq names its product cytochrome c oxidase assembly factor 6 (gene coa6). The record is from RefSeq and is a predicted model, not a curated record. Gene Ontology annotation, cellular component: mitochondrion. Gene Ontology annotation, biological process: mitochondrial ATP synthesis coupled electron transport; respiratory chain complex IV assembly. The coding region runs from base 161 to 403 and encodes 80 amino acids. NCBI's taxonomy places the organism in Eukaryota, Metazoa, Chordata, Actinopteri, Syngnathiformes, Syngnathidae. The transcript is spliced from 3 exons.
AACGACACGUUGACGUCAUCAAUGCGCGACGGAGUACUGUCCUUCGCUUUUGCUCAUGCUGUCACCUCUGACGCGUUGAAAAUCUACAUUUGUUUGUGGUUGUAUGGAAAAACAGUAGUUUUAGGUCGGAAUAUAUCCACCGAAAUUCGAUCGAGUGGCGAUGGCAGCUCCAAAUGCAGUGGAACGAAAAGCCUGCUGGGAUGCCAGGGACUUAUUAUGGAAAUGCAUGGAUGACAACAAUGACAAGGCUGCAUCCUGUCAGAGGUUCCAAAGCGAAUUUGAAUCAAAGUGCCCUGCUCAGUGGGUCAAGUAUUUCAGUAAAAGGAGAGACUUCUUGAAAUAUAAAGAGAAGAUGCAAACAGAGGGGUUCACACCGUCUGAAGGCCCCCGGCAACCCUCCUGACCCGAAAAUCGCCGACUAAUGACUUUUUUGGGCCACAUUCAGACCUUGAGGACUUGCAAUCAUUUCUUAUUCUGGUUUAUUUUUAAAUAUAUUUAUGUGAAUAAAACUUAAAAAGUUG